Cucurbita moschata (crookneck pumpkin) is the source of this 2285-nucleotide messenger RNA. RefSeq lists its product as uncharacterized. Lineage: Eukaryota; Viridiplantae; Streptophyta; Magnoliopsida; Cucurbitales; Cucurbitaceae. Gene Ontology annotation, biological process: ubiquitin-dependent protein catabolic process. The transcript is spliced from 2 exons. Gene Ontology annotation, molecular function: ubiquitin protein ligase activity; ubiquitin-like protein conjugating enzyme binding. Gene Ontology annotation, cellular component: endoplasmic reticulum. The record is from RefSeq and is a predicted model, not a curated record. Bases 383 to 1717 code for a protein of 444 amino acids.
CAUUCAGUAAUUUUGAUCUUUCAGACACUCUGUAGGCCGUAUCGUGAUAAUUGAUAAGGGCGAGCCAAAUAUCCUCCUCUCUCCGCCACCGCUUCCUUUCCGCUUCCGGCCACCAUCUCCGCCUCCUCCUCACUCUUCACUUCAUUUGUUUCUCCCUCUCUUCUCGAGGAAGCAGCGUCCUGGAGAAUCGACUUGCAGAGUUCUGAUAUUGGAUUUCCAAUUCCUUGCCGAUGGAUGCAGUGCGGCUUUGAUCGAGGGGCUUCGGAUUGCCCGAAUCUUCGCCUGAUAACAGGAGCAGAGAUGGUUCGAUUGGCUUCUUGAAUUUGAGAAUUGUUUUUAGUUGUGAGGUUAGAAUGAAAGGAAAGAUUCGGUGUAGAUACUAAUGGGAAAUAACUCAAGAGAAGAUAUAAUGGACCUCGAUUUGAAUCAGGAGCCUUUGGAUCAAUCUUAUGAUUCAGUGGUAGGGUUAGACACCAUACUGAAUGACCUUGAAAAUGCUCAUGGACGCAUUGAAGAACGCAUUCGGCAACUUGAAGCCGUUACAACAAGGGCUACACGGCGACAGAGAUGGCGACAUGCCCCGACUGUAACUGAACCUGCUGACACUGCAGCAGCUUAUGCUCACCUUGAAAGACAUGACACUGGUGAUGAUAGUGCUGCCCAGGAAAGAGUAGCUAAUUCCACCAAAACUAGUAAAAAGGAUGGCUCUCAUUUGGUUGCCAAAGCAUUGGGGAUGGAUCCAGAGCUGAAGCCCACUGGAAACAAGAUGGGAAGCUUUUUUGAUUGUAAUAUAUGCUUGGAUGUUGCGAAGGAUCCAAUAUUGACUUGUUGUGGUCACUUAUUUUGCUGGUCUUGCUUUUAUCAGUUAUCUUAUGUUCAUUCAAAUGCCAAGGAAUGCCCUGAAUGUCAAGGUGAAGUUACAGAUACUAGCAUCAUUCCAAUCUAUGGCCAUGGAAAUGGUAAUCGUGCUCAGAAGUCUAAACCGAAUGAUUCUGGUUUGAAGGUUCCUCCCAGGCCACGUGCUCAAAGGAUUGAGAGUAUGAGGCAACAAAUUUUGUUCCAGGGGGCAUCUUCUUCUCUCAUUGAAGAAAGGAUCCAGCAGAUUAGCAACAUGAUUGGUGCAAUGGGGGAGCAAUCUCGAUCGCAGAAUUCUGACAUUAUGCAUGGAAGGAUUGAGAGGACUAAUUUGUUGGGCCGGAGGCGUCGUGCGUCCCAAGUAUUACCUGUUACUGAGAAUGAGAGCAAUCAACAAAGCCGAUCCCUUCAAGUGUCUAGGUUGCUACUGCAAGGUGCUGCCUCAUUUUCAUCUCUUUCAUCUGCUUUGAAUUCUGCAAUGGACUCUGCUGAAAGAUUAGUUGAGGACCUUGAAACAUACAUUCACAAUCAUGGCGCAAGUAGAAGCCGCCCACACUCUCUACCAAAUAAUCCUAACAAUGGAGACCCCUUGUCCGGUAUUGCUGCAACUGUGCGAUCGGAUGGUAUCCCUCCAGAUCCUGUUGGUGGAAUCACCUUUCUGGUUCCCCAAUUCGAGUCAUCUUCUAGAAGUAUGGAUAUUGCUACUAAUAUUGCACGUCUAGAAAACCAGACCAGUAGUAGUACAGAAUUCGACCGAAUAAUACUCCCAUCUCCAUCAACCAGGAGGAGAAGUGAGUUACCACGACGGUCAGAUUUGGACAAUGAAAAUUUGCAGGAGCGAAGGAGGAGGAGAUUGGGAUAAUUGAAUUGAUAAUGAAGUUCUUUCUCAUCGUAUGAGCUAUUUAUUUACUUUCACUUUUUUCUUUUAAGUUAUUGAAUUUUCUUCAACCUGGGGAAGAUCCUUGCUGGUGUGAAAUCCCCACAUAAAUAACAGCUAGCCUAAGAAGUUUGAUGGUCUAUUCUCUGAUAAGGUACUGGAAGAAUGUGAAGAGGUGCGAUCUGGCCAGCUUUCCAGCUGCAGCACACUCCUAUCAUGUGGCGAACUGGCUGUUGCGAAAGCGUUUGUUGAAUUUUUUCCUCCUUCAUAGAAGAUGCAUAUUUGAUAUCGGUAUUGCUAUGUUGGUCAAAUAGCAGAUGGUGUUAUGGUAAGCCCCUGUAAUAUAUACACGCUAUCUGCAUGUCCCUUCCUCCUCCCAAUGAAUUUGGCAUCCAAAAUUUCCCAUGUUCUAGAUAGAUAGAUUGUGCUGCUGUUGGAAAUUACUGGAAUCAAUCUGUACCUUUUCUUCUGAAAUUCUUUCGUUGAAGAGAAGACUUGUGUUUGAGGGAAAACCUUUGCGUUUACUUCUUCUUUAUUGCCUUUUAUUUUACUA